Messenger RNA from Magnolia sinica, 1556 nucleotides. Its product is annotated as serine/threonine-protein kinase STN8, chloroplastic-like. The coding region runs from base 1 to 1065 and encodes 354 amino acids. Lineage: Eukaryota; Viridiplantae; Streptophyta; Magnoliopsida; Magnoliales; Magnoliaceae. Gene Ontology annotation, molecular function: protein kinase activity; ATP binding. Gene Ontology annotation, biological process: protein phosphorylation. The transcript is spliced from 4 exons. The record is from RefSeq and is a predicted model, not a curated record.
AUGCUCGCUUCGUCCUCAUCACCGAAAAUUCCCUCCCGAGGACUUGAAGAAUGCAUUGCCAUUGAGAUUGAAAAGGAAAGGGAGGGAGAAAAACUCACCGGAGAGGCGAAAAGCACACAGACGAGGAGCUGUUGGGUGUCCCAUGUUGGAAUUAAUGGGGCGGAAGAAUGCGGCGACUUUGAGGAGUGGUUUAACUACAGGCUUUCAAGAGCAGCUCCCGAGACAUGCGCUGAGUUCCUUGGAAGCUUCAUCGCUGACAAGACAAACUCGCAAUUCACUAAGGGAGGGAAAUGGCUUGUAUGGAAAUUUGAGGGAGACCGAGACCUGGCCGACUACAUGAAAGAUCGCAGCUUCCCUUUCAACUUAGAGUCUGUUAUGUUCGGGCGGGUCAUACAAGGACUAGACUCGAUUGAAAGGAAUGCACUGAUCAUCAAGCAAAUCAUGCGGCAGAUCAUUACAUCUCUCAAGAAGAUCCAUGACACAGGCAUUGUCCAUCGGGACAUAAAACAGGCCAACUUGGUUGUGACAAGGAAGGGACGGAUCAAGCUCAUCGAUUUUGGGGCAGCAACAGAUCUCCGUAUUGGCAAGAACUAUGUACCCAACCGUGGUCUACUUGACCCGGACUACUGUCCGCGGGAAUUAUACGUUCUUCCGGAGGAGACACCAAACCCUCCACCAGAACCGAUUGCAGCUAUCCUUUCUCCGAUCCUUUGGCAGCUUAAUAGUCCCGAUCUGUUUGAUAUGUAUUCUGCCGGAAUUAUACUCAUGCAAAUGGCAGUUCCGACAUUGAGGUCUUCAGCAGGUCUGAAGAAUUUCAAUUCAGAAAUAAAGAGCGUCGGAUACGACUUAAAGAAAUGGAGGGAGUACACACGGAAAACGCCGGACUUACGUAUACUUGAUCUCGACUCUGGUAGAGGGUGGGAUUUGGCCAACAAGCUUAUUUCUGAGAGAGGAUUUCAGAGACGAGGGCGGUUGUCAGCCGCUGCAGCUCUCAGGCAUCCGUAUUUCUUAUUGGGCGGUGACCAGGCAGCUGCUGUUCUUUCGAAACUAAGCUUGACCCAGUGAAUUUUGAGGUAAUUUACAUAGCCAUUGUUUCAUUAUUAGAUUUGCAUGUGUUUUCUCUUUGUUAGGUAUUCCGUUUGAUUCUUUACCGCUCUUUUCCGUUGGUGUUGCCUAAUCAAACUGUAGUUUUAAAUCUCGGUGACUCGAGUUGAAAGUCGGUCGAUUCAACUCGGUGGGCGAGAUUUCGAGAUGAGUCACUAGGAAACUUGCUUGCUGGUUUUUACUCUGCAAAGCAAACACUUAUAACCACCAUACCGACAACUAUGCAUAUGCUUAGUUCCACUAUUUUUUAUUCUUCAACUUCCAAUUAGUUAUUUUAAAUAUUAGGUCUCCAGUCGAACUGGUUGGACUAUAAGUUACGGUAAGGUGGGCCCAUGAGCCUCUUGGAUGGGUAGGAUCAUCUGAUGGGGGGAGAUAUUGGGGCAUAGCCCACCCUUUGGUGGGCCCAUCAGCUCAGUAGCCCAAAAAUCUCCCAGAUAGGAAGAUUCCUAACC